Molecule: messenger RNA, 591 nt
Organism: Drosophila navojoa
Lineage: Eukaryota; Metazoa; Arthropoda; Insecta; Diptera; Drosophilidae
Product: lectizyme
Biological process (GO): proteolysis
Molecular function (GO): serine-type endopeptidase activity
Source: RefSeq, a predicted model, not a curated record
CACAGCCGUUCGGACAAGUCCGUGACUCAGGUGCGCCAGGCCAGCAGCGAUCGUCAGACGAUCCACGAGAAAUAUAACGGCGGCGUUGGCCCCUACGACAUUGGUCUGAUCUUCCUGGAUCAGCCAUUCGAUAUCAAUGCCUUGGCCCGCAACGCACCUGUCGCCACCAUUGCCGUGGCCACCAAGCAGUACGCCACUACCGGCGAUGGUGUCCUCUUCGGCUGGGGUCGCGACAACUCCGGCUCGCUGCCCGACAAGCUGCAGAAACUGGAUGUGGAAAUCAUUGACUACAAGAAGUGCCUGGAUAACCUGCCCAGGGGCAACAAACUGGCCGAGUCCAACGUGUGCACCUUCAAGGCCGGCACCACCGACGGCGCCUGCAACGGCGACAGCGGCGGCCCAUUGGUGAACAGGCGUCCCGACGGCUCAUACCAACUGGUUGGCACCGUCUCCUGGGGCUACACACCUUGUGCCAGCACCAAGUACCCAUCGGUCUACACCGACGUUGCCUCCUACAGCGACUGGAUCCAGGAGCACAUUAACGACUUCUAAGCAUUUCUGAUUCAAUAAACGAAAUGAACUCUUGCAUUA